AUGGGGCUCUUAGGUAUGAUGGGCGACUCGUUUGGUUGCUCAGCGAUUGGGGAGCGACUUGUCUCCGCUGCAAGAGAUGGAGACAUCCAGGAGGCUAGAGCUCUCUUGGAACUCAAUCCCCGCCUUGCACGGUACUCGACUUUCGGGAUCCGGAACUCGCCUCUCCAUUACUCGGCAGCAAAGGGCCACCAUGAGAUUGUCUCCCUCCUAAUCGAAUCCGGCGUUAAUAUUAACCUUAGAAAUUGCAGAGGACAGACUGCUCUGAUGCAAGCUUGUCUAUAUGGUCACUGGAAAGUUGUACAGAUUCUAGUUCUUUUUAAAGCUAAUAUUCACAGGAGAGACUGUUUUAGUGGCGCGACCGCUAUUCAUUUUGCCGCCCUAAAAGGUCAUACUCGGUGCAUUCGGCUUCUUAUGGCUGAUUACGUGCCUAGCUUGUCAGAGUUUUGGACCAUUAUGCAUGGAAAGUCCACAGAUGAAAUGAAAAAGGAUGCCUUUGAUGCCGUGGCUCUCCAGAGACUAGUUAAUGGAAAGUCGGAUGGUGGCGUCACCCCGCUUCACUUGGCAGCCCUUCAUGGGCAUGCUGAGAGUGUGCAGUUGCUAUUAGACCUUGGAGCCUCUGUCUCUGAGGUGACUGUCAAUGAUGGUUCAACUAUUGACCUCAUUGGUUCAGGGAGCACACCCCUCCAUUACGCGGCAUGUGGUGGAAGUGCUGUUUGCUGCCAACUUCUCAUUGCAGCAGGAGCCAACAUGGGAGCUCAAAAUGCUAACGGGUUGACUCCUUUAUUGGUGGCUCGUUCGUGGCACAAAACUAGUAUUGAAGGUAUUCUAAGCAAGCAACCAGAAAAUCGAAUGCGUAUUCUUCCUUCACCAUACCUUUGUCUACCACUGAUGAGCAUUGUCAAAAUUGCCCGGGAAUGUGGAUGGAGGAAAACUUCUGCCUCAUCCACUUGUCAGGAUCCAUGUGUCAUAUGUUUGGAGGUGGAAUGCACUGUAGCUGCAGAAGGUUGUGGCCAUGAGUUUUGCACCAAAUGUGCCCUCUACUUGUGCUCCACCACAAGCAGCUCAACAUCUAUCCGCGGAGUUCCUGGCUCCAUAUCCUGCCCUUUGUGUCGGCAUGCCAUUGUCUCCUUCAUGAGGCCCACCAGCACUACCCCAAUAAAGGCGCUUCCAUGGACAAGUGCAUCGCUAGCUCUAUGUGCAGCAGGCGCAAGCACUGGUCCUGAUCAUGGCAGGUCCUUGCAUCGACGGCCUGACAUGCGUCGAUUGCGCUCCUCCUCAGUUCAGCUGGGAUGCUCUUCUUUUAGAUCCAUUGGCUCUGGGAAGCUGUCAUCCAUAAAGCUGAACUGCACAGGAGCUGAAGAGGCAGUGCCUUGCCUCGUCAGCUGCCUCAGGCCCGAUGUGCAGCGUUCAUCGUCAUACAGGGAAAGAAUUAGGAGAUAUUCAGAGUUUUGA
Molecule: messenger RNA, 1452 nt
Organism: Miscanthus lutarioriparius
Lineage: Eukaryota; Viridiplantae; Streptophyta; Magnoliopsida; Poales; Poaceae
Source: the annotation of a GenBank genome assembly